Molecule: messenger RNA, 2013 nt
Organism: Scedosporium apiospermum
Lineage: Eukaryota; Fungi; Ascomycota; Sordariomycetes; Microascales; Microascaceae
Product: U3 small nucleolar RNA-associated protein 25
Exons: 3
Coding region: 1-2013 (670 amino acids)
Biological process (GO): maturation of SSU-rRNA from tricistronic rRNA transcript (SSU-rRNA, 5.8S rRNA, LSU-rRNA)
Cellular component (GO): small-subunit processome; nucleolus
Molecular function (GO): rRNA binding; U3 snoRNA binding
Source: RefSeq, a predicted model, not a curated record
AUGCACGAUUCUGGGAGUAUUUCUGGUCAGGAAAAUGAUCUCGACGAAGAUCAUUUCGACGACCUUCAGUCCGAUGAGGAACCCGAGCCAGAGGUGAAGCCUUAUAUGGCUCUUUUACAUAGUUUAUCAGAGUCUUCUAUGCCGAAGGCUAAGAGGCGGAAACUGAGCCAUAGUGACGAGGUGUCUGGAGGUGGUUAUCAUGAGACUGAUGAUUCCGACGAAGCUGAGCCUAAGGAUGUCGACUUGGCAAUUGAAGACGAAAGUGAAAGUGAGGAAGGAACUAAUGAGAUCCCGGAAGCCCCCGUCGACGAUGACGAAGAGGACCCUUCCGAUCCGUUUGACUCACAUUUCUCUAACGCGGACGAGGCGGCCAUAUCUGGGAAGGUCGAGGCUGUACAGCGGAAUCAGUGGAGGCUCAAACGCGCAGUCACUAAUCGGUCCCGAGUGGUGUUUAUGCACCCGGAGGACGGUAACUCUAAAGAGUUUCCGUCAUCUACAUCAAUCGCCGGACCUUCGUCAGUCAAGCUUAAGCAAAGGCUAAAACUUAGCUCUACGAGCGUGAUGCCCAACUUUGAUGAGGUUCAGAUGCAGCUUGCACCAAUGGUUUUCAACUAUCAAGACGUCUUCUACUGCCAACGCACGGUCGAUAACUCUGAAAGCCUUCGGAAACUCGUGUCGCUCCAUGUUCUCAACCACGUUUUCAAGACUCGAGAUCGUGUCUUGAAAAAUAAUGCAAGGCUUGCGAAGGAAGGCGAGGACACAGAGCUGGAGCUGAGAGACCAAGGCUUUACGCGACCAAAAGUUCUAUUCCUUUUACCUACACGUCAAUCCUGUGCCAAGGUAGUUAGUAGCCUCGUGGAACUUUGCCAACCGGAGCAGCAGGAGAACAGAAAGCGCUUCGAAGAGAGCUUCAUCGAGAAGGAUCCUGCAUUUGGAAAGGAUAAGCCCGCCGAUUUCAAGGAACUUUUCGAGGGGAACGACGAUGACAUGUUCCGCCUGGGGUUGAUGUUUACGAGGAAAACACUGAAAUACUUUGCGCCUUUCUACCGAUCAGACAUCAUAUUUGCCAGUCCUCUCGGUCUCAGGAUGGCAAUCGGUUCCGAAGAGGAAAAGGGUAAAAAGAAGAUGGACUUUGACUUUUUAAGUUCCAUCGAGUUGAUCGUCAUGGAUCAAGCGGAUGCUCUGUUGAUGCAAAACUGGGAACAUGUCGAAUUUAUAUUUGAGCAUCUCAAUCUCCAUCCCCGAGAGGCCCACGAUUAUGACAUCGGCCGUGUUCGGAACUGGUAUCUUGAGAACUUGUCCAAACACUUCAGGCAGACCAUCGUCCUGUCAGCAUACAAUACCCCCGAACUCUCAGAGUUGAUGAGGUCGCAUUGCCAGAACUGGGCCGGAAAGCUUAGACUACAGCCCGAGUACUCGGGCGAAAUCCAACGCCUCGGGGUCAAAGUUAAGCAGACCUUCUCUCGAUUUGAUUCGCCAUCGGUUGAUACGGAUCCGGAUGCGAGGUUUUCCUACUUCGUCGCCGCGAUUGUCCCAUAUCUCGUGAAGAGAGCAAAGGACAUUACCGGCGUCUUAAUCUUUAUUCCCUCCUACCUCGACUUUGUCCGCGUUAGAAACUUCUUUGCGACGUCUCCUUCCCUCGCAAACAUUACUUUUGGCACAAUAUCCGAGUAUGCGGAUGUUCCAGAGGCUUCUCGAGCUAGGUCUCACUUCCUCAAUGGCCGGCACAGAGUCCUUCUAUACACUGAGCGAGCGCAUCAUUUCCGACGGAACCAGAUCAAGGGCGUCAAGAGCAUAAUCAUGUAUGCUCUUCCGGACAAUCCAUUGUUUUACCGCGAAAUUGCCGGAGGAUAUCUUGCUAAGAGUGAGCAAGACAUGAGCCUGGAGGCUGGGCAGGGGUCCGUCAGAGUUAUGUUUUCGAAGUAUGAUGCGAUGAAGUUGGAGCGGGUGGUAGGAAGCCAGAGGGUUGGAAAGAUGCUGGCGGAAAGGGGCGAUACCUUUGAUUUCGUGUAA